AUGGCGACAGCGAGUCCCAAGAAGUUGCCAGCUGCUGCGCUCGUCUCACAACCACCACAACCAGAAUCCCAAUCCCAAUCCCAAUCACCAAACCGAGAAACAAACACAGACCUAGACCUCCAACGAAUCCCCCAGCAACAGAAGCAACCGCAAGCGCGUCUCCCGAUAAAAACCUACCACUGCGCCUUCUGCAACCACCUCCUCCUCGCCUCAACCCGCGAUCUCGCCAGCUUGCCCUGCCGCCGCGAGCCAGCGCGAGAUCACGCAUUGAUAUUACCGCUUCCGAAAGCCGUCCCGGAAGAAGAGGAAGAGGAAGAGGAAGAGGAAGAAGAGGUGGAGGGGUGUGAUAAAGAGGGUGCUGAACACGAAAGUGAAAAUGAAAAUGAAAAUAAAGCCGCACCCGGGGAUGCCAGCAACUCCCAGAACGAGAAGAACGAAAAGUCGAAAACGAUGUCUGGUUCAAAACAACAACAGCAACAGCAGAAACACUACACCAUCCUCCUCUCAACAACGAUACCAGACCGCCAGCCAACCAUGAUCCGGCGUGAAGAUGGGUUUGAGAAGAGGUUGCCGCUGCGCUGUGGACGGUGUCGGGUGGUUAUGGGAUAUGCGUUGGACGAGGUGCAUUUUGCGGAUAAUAAAGUUGGUGUUAUUGCAAGUAGUGGGAAUGGGGACGAGGAUGGGGAAGAGAAGGAACGGAAGAGACGGAGGAAGAAGGCGGAGAAGGUUGUUUAUAUCUUACCCGGUUCCUUGGUGGAGACAGAGGAGAUGGGGAAGGGGGAGAAUAUGGUUCAGCGGGCGGAGUGGACGUGUUGGGAGAAGGGGAAGAAGUGA
Messenger RNA from Paracoccidioides lutzii Pb01, 834 nucleotides. RefSeq lists its product as hypothetical. Bases 1 to 834 code for a protein of 277 amino acids. The transcript has a single exon. The record is from RefSeq and is a predicted model, not a curated record.